UGGCCGGAAGGUCUAGGGUGGAUGAUUGAGUACUAGCCGAGAUGGCGGCGGCUGCAGCGAUUCGUGGAGUCAGAGGCAAACUGGGCCUUCGUGAAAUUCGUAUCCAUUUGUGCCAGCGCUCGCCCGGCAGCCAGGGCGUCAGGGACUUCAUUGAGAAACGCUAUGUGGAGCUGAAGAAAGCGAAUCCCGACCUGCCCAUCCUAAUCCGCGAGUGCUCCGAUGUGCAGCCCAAGCUCUGGGCCCGCUACGCAUUUGGCCAAGAGAAGAAUGUCUCUCUGAACAACUUCAGUGCUGAUCAGGUAACUAGAGCCCUGGAGAAUGUGCUAAGUAGCAAAGCCUGAAGUCUCCACUGUGGAUUAAAAACAACAGCCCCAGAGUCUGGGCUCUGCUGGACUAAGUACAAUGUGGAGAAAUGUAUUCUGUUCUGUAUAAAGAUUGUGCUGAAAA
This is a messenger RNA of Budorcas taxicolor (takin), 447 nucleotides long. RefSeq names its product NADH:ubiquinone oxidoreductase subunit A2 (gene NDUFA2). NCBI's taxonomy places the organism in Eukaryota, Metazoa, Chordata, Mammalia, Artiodactyla, Bovidae. The record is from RefSeq and is a predicted model, not a curated record. The transcript is spliced from 3 exons. The coding region runs from base 42 to 341 and encodes 99 amino acids.